AUGGCGUGGGCGCUCAGUCUGAGCCAGCGAGGCUUCACCCCUGCUCUCAAAGUCACGGUGGAUGGCAAAGAGGUCGCGAGCGGCUUCUACAAUCGGCUGAUCGAUCUCCGCAUUCGGGACGAGGCCGGACAAAAGGCCGAUUCCCUGACUGCCGCGCUGGACGACGCGGGUAACGUAAUCGACUUGCCACGCGAAAAGGCGCGCAUUGAGGUGUGGGGCGGCUAUCUGGAGAACGGCCUGUUCCUGCUUGGCAUCUAUGAGCUCCAGACGAUUUCAAUCCAAGGGAGCGCAGAUGGCGGGGAGCGGAUUGUGCUGCAGGCGUCUGCCGCCGAUCUCAAGCGGAAACUGAAGGGCAAGGGGCGCGAGGCAUUCGAGAACAAGACGCUGGGAGAGAUCGUGGACACGAUUGCCCAGCGGAACGGCAUGGAGGCCCGGGUCUCCGCGGACCUGCGAGAAAUUCAGAUCCCUUAUCGUGCCCGUGUUGAUGCCUCCGAAAUCGAUUUCCUGACGACGCUGGGCGACCAGUACGGCGCUGUGGUGAAGCCCAUGGGCGACAAACUGGUAAUGGCGAAGCUCGGAGAGGCGAAGGCUGCUUCCGGCAAAGACAUUCCGCCAAUCCAGAUUGAGAAAGGCGACUGCGUUCGUUGGAACGUCGACCCGCGCGGCCGGCCUCAAUAUGGCAAGGUCCGGGGAGCCUACAUCGACCAGGACACGGGGAAGCGGGAGAUCACAGACGCCAACACCGGCAUGGAAGGCCCGGACUUCACCAUCCGCGACCCGUUCCCGUCAAAGGAGCAGGCUGAGAAAGGUGCGCUGGCCGAGGCGCGGCGUCUGACCCGGAACACGGGGGAUGGUGAUUUUGAACUGGCCCUCGGCCGUCCAGAGGCACAGGCAGAAGCUGACGUCAUAGCCGGGCCGAGCUUCAGAACGGGCAUCGCCGGAAACUGGCGGGCUGAGGCAGCGGAGCACGUCUUCGACGAUAACGGCUACCGGACCAAGGUGGAGAUCAAGGCCAACGAGGAUGGCUCGUCGGAGAAGAACAAGCAGGCCAGCAAGGGCUCAAAAUGA
Messenger RNA from Ostertagia ostertagi, 1068 nucleotides. Lineage: Eukaryota; Metazoa; Nematoda; Chromadorea; Rhabditida; Trichostrongylidae. The record is from the annotation of a GenBank genome assembly.